Molecule: messenger RNA, 1645 nt
Organism: Stegodyphus dumicola
Lineage: Eukaryota; Metazoa; Arthropoda; Arachnida; Araneae; Eresidae
Product: carbonic anhydrase-related protein 10-like
Biological process (GO): one-carbon metabolic process
Molecular function (GO): zinc ion binding; carbonate dehydratase activity
Source: RefSeq, a predicted model, not a curated record
GUAAAUGGUGUCAUCCAAAACACUGGACAUGGAGUCGUAUUUCGUGUAGAUACCAGCCCACAGGCUCCGGUCGUGAAUAUCAGUGGAGGCCCUCUGUCCUACAGUUAUAGGGUUCAAGAGAUUCAUUUACAUUUUGGACGCACUGACAGUCAAGGAUCCGAGCACAAAGUUGGAAGCCACGCUUUUCCAGCAGAGCUGCAAGUCUACGGAUACAAUUCUGAUUUGUAUGGAAACAUGAGCGAAGCUUCACAGAUGUCGCAAGGCCUUGUGGGAAUUGCUCUCAUGAUUCAAAUUGGAGACACGUCGAAUAUGGAGUUGCGUUUACUUACAAGUCAAAUGCAGCACAUCAUAUACAAAGGUCAGCAAGCUGAAUUGAAAUCUCUGUCCGUACGUGAAUUGCUUCCAAUAACAGACUCCUACAUGACGUACGAUGGAUCGACAACAAUGCCUGGUUGUCAUGAGACUGUCACAUGGAUUGUCAUGAACAAACCCAUCUACAUAACCAAACAGCAACUAUACGCUCUCAGAAAAUUGAUGCAAGGAGAUUUGAUCAACCCCAAGGCUCCUUUGGGCAACAACUACAGACCUUCACAAGUGGUACACCACAGAGUGGUUCGAACCAACAUAGAUUUCAAUCGCUCUUCUGGGCAAAGCUGUCCAACAAUGCACAAUUCCUUAUUUUAUCAAGCUAACUAUAAUAACUGGCGGCAGUGAAGUUCUGCCACCAAUCAGUGCCUUAUUAGUCCAGCCAAUCAAGAUCCCUUUCGUUGGAGUGACGUCACGGCUGACUCGUGGCGUAGUAGCAACGAUGGUGGACUUUCCCCAGUAGACACCGCCCCUUGUGUUCGUUUCGUUCGUCUCACUUUUAAUUUUGCAGCACAAUUGGUUCUUCCGUGCGAUUAUCAAACUUCAAAUAAAGAACAUAGAAAAAAAGAUGUGGUAAAGAAAAAAAAAAUGUUUUGCUUAUUGUGAUCCAUUUUCAAAUUUUUGAGAAGUUUCUACUAUGUAACCAAAAUGUGAGUCCUGAUUGCUGUUCAGUUGUUUAGUUCAAACUCAUCACUGUUGCAUAUCCAAGUGUGAAGGAAAUAGGACUUUAUACCUCGAAAUAAAAACUGUGUAUAUGUUACCAAGACUUGAAGACAGCAGCUAAAAAUGAUAUAUCCUGGAAAACCCAAGAUGGGAAACGUCCGAGAACUGCAUAUAUCAUAAUAGCAUCUAGCCUGAUUGGUUAUGAGUGCCAAGAUUUCAACACUGGUAUGCGAACAAGGCUUAGAACUCUUUAAGCUAUGUGACUUCUAUAGCCACUGAAUAAAUGCAAGAACUGGUGUAUGUCUAUGCCAUCUUCAACCGACGUCUGCUCAACCUCUAUCAGAUCUUCCACUUUUAUCUUAGGUUUUCCAGGACAAUAUGUUCAUAAAAUGGAAUCGUGCAUCCAGCUCCCUUGUUAGCCCAGUCUCUUCUUAGGUUCAUAAAUGUGUACAUAAAAAUCAGACAGUGAAUGAUUUUCAUCUAUAAGACAGUUUCAAUGGUACGUAUAUUGGAAUCCCAAAGGACAGCUCUAACGUCCGAGACAGUUUCAUUUUUUGUUAAUGAAAUAAUGAUCAUAGUUUUGUAUAAUAGUUUUGUAAAUAAAUUCAUUUUUUCG